Epinephelus moara (kelp grouper) is the source of this 1857-nucleotide messenger RNA. RefSeq names its product shaker-related potassium channel tsha2-like. The coding region runs from base 39 to 1469 and encodes 476 amino acids. Gene Ontology annotation, biological process: protein homooligomerization; potassium ion transmembrane transport. Gene Ontology annotation, cellular component: membrane; voltage-gated potassium channel complex. The record is from RefSeq and is a predicted model, not a curated record. The transcript has 2 exons. Lineage: Eukaryota; Metazoa; Chordata; Actinopteri; Perciformes; Serranidae. Gene Ontology annotation, molecular function: delayed rectifier potassium channel activity; protein binding.
GAGGUGAGUGACGAUUUACCCACGGAGGGGUAAAAAAAAUGACUGUGGUGUCCCAGGAGAACCACGACGACAGUGUGGUCGUAACUCCUUUGUUACAAGAUGCUGCUGAUCUGGAACCAGCGGACCAGGAGUGCAGCGAGAGGGUGAUCAUCAACAUCUCAGGUCUGCGCUUUGAGACGCAGUUAAAGACCCUCUCCCGCUUCCCGACCACGCUCCUGGGAGAUCCGCGUAAACGGAUGCGUUUCUUUGACCCGCUGAGAAAUGAAUACUUCUUUGACAGGAACAGGCCGAGCUUUGAUGCCGUCCUCUAUUAUUACCAGUCAGGAGGGCGGCUCCGGAGGCCCGUCAGUGUACCUGUGGAUAUUUUCCUGGAAGAAAUUAAAUUUUACGAACUUGAUGAAGAGGUCAUAGACCUUUUCAGAGAAGAUGAGGGCUUAAUGAGGGAAGAGGAGCGCCCGCUGCCCAGCAAUGUGUAUCAACGCCAGUUAUGGCUCCUGUUUGAGUAUCCAGAGAGCUCAGGACCUGCACGGAUAAACGCCAUUGUGUCGGUUAUGGUUAUUUUAAUAUCCAUAAUUAUAUUCUGCUUGGAGACUUUACCCGAGUUUAGAGAAGUCACCGCACUGGACAAUCCCGUCAAUGGAAGUGCGCACGGCGAAGAGCCCAGUCCGUUCACAGAUCCGUUUUUCAUGGUGGAGACGCUUUGCAUCGUGUGGUUCUCCUUUGAAUUCACCAUGAGAUUCCUCUCCUGUCCCAGUAAACCAGCUUUCUUUAAAAACAUCAUGAACCUGAUCGAUGUCGUGGCUAUAGCUCCUUAUUUUAUCACCCUGGGCCUUGAUCUCGCGGAGCAUCAGGGCAGCAGUCAGCAGGCUGCGUCUCUGGCCAUACUGAGGGUCAUCCGUCUGGUCCGUGUUUUCAGGAUUUUUAAACUUUCCAGGCACUCCAAGGGCCUCCAGAUUCUCGGCCAAACGCUUCACGCAAGCCUCAGGGAGCUGGGACUGCUCAUAUUCUUUCUGAUCAUUGGAGUUGUUUUAUUCUCCAGCUCGGUUUAUUUUGCAGAAGCAGAAGACCCCGACUCUGGAUUUUCAAGCAUACCUGAUGCGUUUUGGUGGGCUGUAGUGACAAUGACCACGGUUGGAUAUGGAGACAUGUGUCCCUCCACCAUUGGGGGGAAGUUUGUUGGAUCUUUGUGCGCCAUCGCCGGAGUGCUAACCAUAGCUUUACCUGUCCCUGUCAUAGUGUCAAACUUCAAUUAUUUCUACCACAGAGAAAAUGAGGAUGAUGACAAUAUUCAGUAUGUACAUGUGACAUGCGGACAGCCGCAGCCAUCAUUGGGUGAAUGUGAUUCAAACAAAAGCACCCAGUCGCUCUCCAAAACGGAGUCCUACCAGGAAAGCGACGACUUGGAAACGUUUACAUAUCCAAACGUAUGCCAAGCGGAGACAUACACGGGGAAACUGACAGUUGUAUGAAAUACACCCCUGGAAGACGGUUUUAUUUCUGGAGGCAGACGAUCAUGAGAAGCUUGUUUCUCCCUCAGAGUGGCAACAAAUUUCAAGCGUGGGAUUCUCUUCUUCUCCAAAGUAUUGGAUCAUUUUCUCACGGAUAUUCGUGCAUUGCCAGUGUUGUAGCUUUCGUGGAGGAGACGCCUGGACAAGGUUCAGUCUGCCUUAAUGGACAUUGUGUGUAUCAUCAGUAGAAGAAACGACAUUCUUUUGUGUAGGCUUUAUUAAUGACCACGCUUUCUUUGUAUAAAAUUGUUUAUACUGCGUUUUUUUUUUGUAAUUAUGAAUUUCCUCCUUUCUUAUGCAUCUUUGAAUGCAGUUGCAACUUGCCUCAGUGUUGUUACAAACAUUCAGA